Molecule: messenger RNA, 921 nt
Organism: Monopterus albus (swamp eel)
Lineage: Eukaryota; Metazoa; Chordata; Actinopteri; Synbranchiformes; Synbranchidae
Product: olfactory receptor 6K3-like
Exons: 2
Biological process (GO): detection of chemical stimulus involved in sensory perception of smell; G protein-coupled receptor signaling pathway
Cellular component (GO): membrane
Molecular function (GO): olfactory receptor activity; odorant binding; G protein-coupled receptor activity
Source: RefSeq, a predicted model, not a curated record
AUGACGAGCAACAACAGCCUGACUCCCUCCUAUUUUCAGUUCACUGUGUUUGCAGACUAUGGGCCCCUCAGAUAUCUUUUCUUCAGCCUCUCUCUGUUGAUCUACAUGACUAUAAUCUCUGCUAAUCUUGUCAUUGUUCUGUCAGUCUGCCUGGAGAACCCUCUGCAUCAGCCCAUGUAUAUUUUCAUCUGCUCUCUGUGUUUAAACUCUCUGUAUGGUUCGACUGGUUUCUUCCCCAGGUUCCUGAUGGACCUUCUGUCCGACACUCAUUUCAUCUCACGUCUGUUCUGUUUUAUUCAGAUGUACGUUAUUAAUACUUACGUAGGACAUGAGGUGACUCUCCUCACAGUCAUGGCUUAUGACAGGUUUGUUGCUAUUUGCCAGCCUUUACACUAUCACAGUAAAAUGACAUUUAGGACGGUUCUGCUGCUUUUGAUUCUGGCUGUGCUGUACACUGUGUGCGGUUUAUGUUACUUUUUCUAUCUGGCUAUUAAUUUGCCUUUGUGUGGAAACAAACUGUACAAGAUUAUUUGUACCAACUGGUCUGUAUUUCAGCUCUCAUGUGAGGACACAUCUGUGAUCAACAUCAUGGGUCAGUUUGUUGUUGUGGAAGCAAUCCUCAUCCCCAUGUCCUUUGUCCUGUACACCUACCUGCGCAUUCUGCAUGUGUGCAGAAAAAGUUCAUCUGAAUUCAGAGGAAAGGCCUUACAGACCUGCCUGCCCCACAUAGUGAUCUUUGGAAACUAUUGCAUCUCAGUGUUCUGUGAGAUUUUACUGAGUUUGUAUAAGGUUGAUGAAGUAAAUCCAUCUGUAGUUAUUGCUUUAUCUCUGGAGUUUCUGAUCAUCCCUCCCAUCAUUAACCCUCUAGUUUACGGCCUAAACCUGCCUCAGAUCAGAGCAGUGAUGAUUGGAUUUCUAAGG